UGUUCUUGUGUGCGUGCACCGCAUUUCGCCGGCUAUUGCGCAUUGUCGGCGACACGGGCAUAGUUCCGCCACUUCAGCGUCAACUUUGGAGGUGCUCGGAUCGGCUCGUAUUUCGACAACACCUUCGCAGACAAGGCCAAAUUGCUGAGCACCGCGCAAGACGCCAGAAACGACGGCGGAGAGUAACCUAACAGGAGUCGGAUCCGGGAUCGAGCGAACUGUGCAUGCUGCAGAAUGGAGGACAGCGAGGACGACGUGGUGGAGGUGAGCUGCGAUAGGACGAUGGAGAAGAAGGUCCGGGCCAAGCUGUUGGAGAUCCGUAAGUUUGUGCCCUUUAUUCGGCGUGUGCGAAAGGACUUCCAGAAGACUUUGUCCAAAGUUCAGGGCCAGCGUCUGGAUGCCCUGGUUGGCCUGCUGGAGCGCGAAAAUGUAUCGAUGAACUCUCUUAACAAGAUCGAGGGGAUCAUCGAAAAGCUAAAGACGCGAUUCAAGCCGAGGAUCGAAGUGGACACUGGCGAAAUCAUUGAUAUCAGUGACAACACAGAGUAUGAUUCCACCGCGUCGACUUCCUCCGGAUCAACCACACAGCCGCCAUACCAAGGAGCGAAUUUCUUAGAUAAGGGCGGCCUGUUAAACCGAUCACCUCUUUCCUCAUCGGCUCUCACAAAGUUAAAGCCCAUGGAGGCGGCUAGAAGGUCAAAUGGAUCACUCAACCUUGCAUCAGCGGCUACCAAGGCCAAGCCAGCGACACCAAAGGAACAGGAGCUGGAGCGCAGCUCAAAAGCUUCUUGUUCCAUAUACACAAAGACUUCUUCUGUGGCUGCCAAUUCAAAUGCUUCCGGGUCUUUGAACACCCCAAAGACUCCCAGCUCCAAGCCAUCAGAUGAGGUGCAGCUGACGUCACCAGAACCACGUACCUCCCGUCAAGCUGUUGUUCAGGAUAUGACGACACCAACCAUUCCAGAACCAACAUCCCCGGCGGUUAAGAAACUCCAUCAGCAUUCCACCCCUCCUGGCAGUCGCGGAGUUCUGGCUGCCAUGCAGAAGGCUUUAAUGGAAGAGAAGAAGCAGCGUGCUAGCGCGCAAAAAGCGACAACAAACGCUGCACCGCAGCCAGAGGUGAAUUUCUCGCGGCGAUCUUAUACAACAUCGCCACAGUUAACCCGCCGCUCACCAGCAAAGCCGGUGCAUGCGGAUAGCCCGGAUUUUGCGCGCCGGAGCACAUCGCUUGUGCAGCCUGCUUCUCGGCAAGAAGCCUCUCCAAGGCAAUCCAGAAAAGACGUACCCAUAUCGUCGUCGGUACAGGAUUUACCAGCUUCGGUCAGUGCCAGCACACCAAGCCCCGCAAAUACGCUUGAGGAAGCCCGCAAGAAGCUGGCAGCCUUGCGAGAUGGAGCAGGAACGGCCCCAUGUAUGCCUCCACUGUCCUCAAACAUAAACGAUCCACGCGGCAGAAAGGCCCAAAACCUGCCUAAAACGAACAUCAAUAAUGACAACGACAUUAGCUUAACACUGCCGCCGCCUAUGCGAACACCCUCGCCUAUUCCGCCGCCACCGAGCAUGAGGCCCGGUUCGUGGGCACCAUUUUCAAAUGCUUCCCUGGAGAGCGGCUUUGUAAUCCAGCGUGCUCCGCGGCGCAACUCAGUAUCUCCGGGAGAUUCUCGAGCCUUUGGGGAUGCUUUGGCACAGGACCCUGGCCUUGAACCCAGGUCCUUCUAUGACAUUGAUUCCCGAGAACCACGUGACCCUCGCAUCUGGAAAAACAAGUCCGCCCAGCAGCAGCAGCAGCAACAGCAUCUGACGCCUCAGGCACAAGUUCCGCCGUAUGCCAGUGACCCGCGUCGUGCUACAAGGAUCUACAGCGGUUACGAAGAGUCGGCCAAUAGAGGGCAAUCUAAUAGUAAUAAUAAUAAUCAUAAUCAGAAUGUAAACGCCAAUGGAAAUUCAUGCAAGUCCAACUGGAGUGGCAAUCAAAAUGGAAACGGUCCAAACCCAAGACCCUUUCCGAACAAUCAAAAUGGGAAUGAAUAUGCUGGUGGGUUUAAUGGAUCGCAUAGUUUCAGGGGUGGAUUCCGUGGCGGCCACAGCAACCGGGGCUUUGGCAAUCCAGGUUCCCGCUAUGAGCGACCCAAAGACGUGCCUCGUACAUAUGGCGAGCACCGCAAAGCCAAGGCCCGCGCUGAGGCGGAGGCCAAGGCAAAGGCUGCGGCGGAGCUACGUCAAUUGGAAGCGGAAGUUAUGCGGCACCUGGAAGCCGAAGGAAAGCGUAGACAGCUUGCCGCCGAAAAGAAGCAAAAGUCGGAUGAGAGCGAGGCGGAGAAGUCGACAACGCCGGUGACGAAUUUGCCGGAAUUGGACACCUCCUACCGCAACGUUACUCUCGGUCCGUUAAGCAAAAAGCUAGACUUUCGAAUACCGAAGAAAACGCUACCAGCGGCAGCGACAAUUACCUCAACAAGCCCAGUCAAUGGAAAUGGGGAUAAUUUAAGCUGCUCCUCAAAUUCCCCCGCAAGCAAAAGCUGUGAUGCCAAACAGGACAAAGAUACUUAUAAGAAUAAAGAUAGACAUUUAGAUAAGACUAAGCAUAAAGACAAGGUAGAUAAGGGCAAAGAAAAGCCGGAGAACACUCUGGAUAAGUCUGAGAAGCAUCACAAAUCGCAGGAAAAGAAGGCCAACGACAAGGAGAAGAACAAGUCCGACAAAAAGGAGAAGAAGAGACUGAAUAGGGAGCAUGAAAAGAAAUCGAAAGCCGAGAGCUCCCGCGAGCUUAUGGACUCGAAUAGCGUGGUCAGUGAGGACAGCUCGGAAAAUACAGACAAUUUGGAAAAUGAACCGCCACCUAGCGAGACCAACUCGUCUCCAGUGCCAGAGCUAGCUCCCAGCACUCCGGACAGUCAGCAGGCCCAGCCAGUGAGUGAAGAGUUGGACAUCCUGGCCAAGAGCCGUAAAACAUCUGGAACUGGAACAAAGUCUUCCCUUACGUCUUCAGCAAAAGCUGCACCAAAGCGACGGAGAUGCACCACAGAUGGUGGAGAUGAGGACACGUUGGAAAAACCGACUAAAAAGAACUGUGGGACGUGGGAUGCAAAGCCUGCCAAUGAAAAAUCGGAGGAUGAUACCAUCGAAGAAAAUAAAUCCACCAAGAAAGUAAGUAAAGAGGGCGACGAGAAGAAAGAGAGCACCGAGGAGGAUACUGAAUUGGAUAAGCCUCCAAAGAUCUCCAAGAUAAAAAUUGUCCUUGGUCCCAAUGCCCAUUCACUGGUGGUGCAUUCUGAUGAUGGCAUCAAGAGCAGGGAACAAAAGUUCAUGGACAACAAAACAUUUGAUGAUGACCACGAUGAUGAGGAGGUGCCCGGUCCUUCACUUCAAUUCCUACACCGGAUCACGAAGCGACGUAGCUCCAUGGCUCCUACAUACAGUAAGCCAUUGGUGGACAAGGAUAAGAUUUCUUCCAGUUAUACCUACGAGGACCUGCCGGAGCAGAAACGCGAGUCUCAGAACGCCCGAAACCUGGCCAACAUGUUCAAGAAAACUGAUGACAACUGCAGCUUAUCCACGCACAACAUUAUUACCGGCAAACGUCGCACUCGCGGAUGUGAGGCCUCCUUUAACGAGACCCAAUUGAGUCGAAGCUGCUUUGGCCUAGGCCAGAUAAACAGGACGCGGGCAAAGGUCAGCGAGGGUAAAGCUACCAGGCCAAAAACUCCAGCCCCUGCGAAAGAUUCUAUGCGUGCUGAUGUUAAUGCAGUAGCUCCUAUUCCCCCUCCAAAUCGUAAGCGGAAAAGGCAGACCGUUCACAAGGAAUCACCGGAUGUGCAAGUGGAGCCUAAAAAGGCUCGCUUGGAGGCCGAGGAGUUGAAGGAGGACAGUGACACACCUGAUGAGCGGCCGGCAGAGAACAACGAGGAAGUCUCCCAAAUAAAAGAGGAUGUAAAGGCCACAGAGCCACUUCCCGUUUCCGAGACUGAAACAACACCAAAGCCCCGAGCGAAACCGCGAAGGAAGCGUAAUGAGCUGGACAAGCUCAACGAGGACAUUGCGCAGAUGUACUACGGCGAGGAAGUGCUACGGGCCACCGGACGCAGGGCUUGUACCCGGCGUUCCCGCUCUCCCUCGCUGGCACGAUCCAGUAGCCGGCAUUCCCGCACAUCCUCUAUAUCGCAAGGCGAUAGCAUCUCCACCGUAUCGGAUUGUAGUUCCAUAUUCGUGCGAAACACGGCGCGAAGGGGCAAAGCCUUCAGAGCAUCCGAAAGCGGCAUCAAUCGUGCCACGUUUAAGGCAACCAUAGAUGCAAAAAAACCAAUGUUGUGCCGUGUGCGGAUCCAGCGAUGUGCUGCAUUGCUGGAGAUGCUUAAGGACCAGGAAAAGAAGGAACAGAAGAAGGAGGAUGAGCGGGAGCAAACAAAGCCGUUGAAAAAAAAGAGGAAAAGUAAUAAAAAUACUAUUACUAACAUAAAUCCCGAAUGGCACUCCAAAUCGAUGGCUGUCAUCAAGUGUGUCGUCUGCUCGACGUUGGUUCGCAGAAGCCCCCUCUGUCAUUAUAUGAUGUGCCAUAAGGAGCACUAUGCCGCCCGAUUGCCACCCGAUGUGCUUACAGAGCUGCGAGCUGGUCGCGGAAAUCGCCCGGAUUACUGGAUUUCACAACGCGGCGUCUACACAUUGCACUUCACUUGCCCGUUCUGUCAGAAGCCACUGCUCCUCGGCCAAAUGGCCCUGAUCGAUCACCUCUCCGCCCACAUGGGCGAGUCGCGAUUCCACUGCUCCAGGUGUAAUAUGCCGCAGAACCGCCUCAGUAGGCUGCAGGCCCACACCGCGACCUGUGGGCCGGGUGCCACGCCUCUGAGUAGCAACAACGGCCGCCUGCCGAUGAGUGUUCACGUGUGCCACAUCUGCCAGUUUCUGCAGUACAGCAAGGAAAAUAUGGACCGGCACCUUAUUGUUCAGCAUGGUCUAACGAAGGAGGAACUGCAGGGUAUCGAGCGGGAGGAGUUGGUUAUCUGCGACUCAACCGACGUCCCAUCUGCGGAGUCGAAUGAGGACGGCAGCGUCAUUGUGCGAGGAACACAGGACAACAGACCGAAGCCAAGCACAUCCAAGCCAGUCAAAAAGAGUAAACAGCAAAAGAAGGCCAAUAAGCGCUUCAUAAAUAUGGUCAAAAAAUCCGUACGUCUAGUAAAGCGCGAAAGAGAAGAGCAGGAUGAACAGAAGGAGGCCCAGGAAGCACAAGUGCAAGUGCAGGAGGACGAAGGGUCGGCGAUCAAAAUGGAGGCUGAUCUGGAAGUGCCGGAGCUACCGCCGCCACCGCCAGAAAGGGAGCCCGUGCUAGUGGUCAAUGAGUGUCUAAUGAACUCUGAAUUGGACGCGGACUUGGAAGAAGUUCUGGAACAGUCCGUUCAAAAUACGAGCCUAAUGGUGGAUGAAAAGCCAGUGGUGCUGCUCAGUGGGUGCACAGAACUUGCGGAGCCUACUGUCUCAAAUCCCGAGCCUGCCGAUGAUUCAUCUGCACAAGAAGAAGAUAGCGAUUCUGAUGUGGAUGUGGAAACAGUAGUGGCUUCCCCUCAGCCACAGCCUGCGCUGACGGCGACGUCGAUGGUUGCGGAAGUCAGUCUAGCCGAAUUGGCUGGGGAUGUCCUUGAUGGGAUUGGCAGUGACGGAUCCGACGUCGAGAAUGAUGAUGAUUCAGAGCAAGAGGAUACCAAUAACGAAAACGUCGACGAGGCUAAUAACAAAACUUGUGAUGACGAUGAUGCGCUUACCGACGAGUGGGUGGAUCUGGAAACUGCCAAGAGCAACUCCAAGGCCUCCAAGAGCAUUUUCCACGUGUUCAAUCGCUUCUGCUCGCGCCUGAACAAAGGACCCCGAUCAAGCAAAGCUGUGCCCUCGAGUGGUAGUCAAUGCAGCGAUGGCAGCAACGAGGACGUCCCUGAUCCCAGCGAGCUUAUGCCCACAAUGCAACCAUUGGAGCCGGAGCCGGAGCCAGAGCCAGAGCCACAGCCGGGGGAUUUACCCACAUCUACGGGUGUUAAGUCGCUAUCCAAGCGGGUGGAGAAUGUGGCCUUUCGAAAGUCCUCAUCAGAUGAUGACCAAAAUCAACUGGCAUCCUAUUACUGCGUGCAGCCGGGCUGCACUUUCCUCUUUUCCGAUGAGCUGGAAGGCCUCGAGAAUCACUUUGCAUUGGAGCACCCUCUGGUUCGAUGGAGCGGCAAAUGUGGCAUGUGCCAUCAAAAACUGAAGGCAACGGGAACGAAUCUUGGAAUCUCUGAAGAGUUGCGUCACAUGAGGGACGUGCACAUGAAAGAAAGAUCAACGCAACCUCCUCAGCCAUCUGCGGAAGAAAUUCCAGCCGUUAUAGAAUUACAGCCUGAGUCUCAACCUGAAUCAGAACCUGAUCCCGUUCCCGUUCCCGUGCUUUGCAAGCUACGCGUUCGACGCUUCACUGGCGACCGCCUUGUUGCGGAUUCACAAGCGGAGAAGAGCCAACCGGAAGAAAUAGUUUCAGCGGAUGCUGAUAAUCAGCGAAAUGGGAUGCUAAGGGAUUUGCUGGCUGCGGAUCCACGGCCACCCAAUCAGCAGUUGGACUUCCACGCCGCCGGUUUGGGCGAGUUCCUUACCGCCAAGCCCGAUUCUACGGAGCCGUCAGCGGAGCCGGCCGAGCAGCAGCACGUAAUAGUUGGCUAUCCGAGUGGAUUGGGCUUGAAAAUCAGCCAGGUUUUCAGCAGAACUCAAAUUUCGGCGGACGCAGUGCUAUCGCCAGUCGUUAACGAUCCUCUGCCGGUGGAGGCAUCUGCUCCUGCCGCCGUUGAAGAUAAUCGUAAUCGAUUUAGAUGCAUGGCCAACAACUGCAAUUUCACCGCUCACAAGGUCAUGUUCGUCCGCGAGCACAUGAAGUUUCACAGCUUCAGUUUCAGCAGCAGCGGUCACCUGAAUUGCGCGUACUGCUCCCAUGUGGCAGUCGAUGUGGAUGAUUACUUGCGCCACGGAGUGAUCAUUCACGACCUGGCACCGCGCUCCGAUCUGGAGAGUUCCACUGGAGCACCAUCUGUUAGCCAGAAAAUCCGGGAUAUGCUCAACCUGCGAGAUAGUGCCACCAGCGGCCGUGUUUCAACUGCAGCCACCACCAUCACUGCCCAAUCGGCCAUCAACGGCAAUGAGCCAGCGGCGGGGGGAUCAACCGCCGUCCCCACCUCUCUGGACUCCCUGUCUGAUGUGAUCUUGGGUCUGUUCAAAUCCACGGGAUACAGUGAGGAUAAACUAUUCGGCUGUCCCAUAAGAAGCUGCAUCGUGAAGCUGACGGGUGAGCAGUUUGUGAACCAUCUGCGCUAUCACAUCCGUAGCACCCAUCUGGGCAGCGGGUCGGUGAGAUGCAAGUUCUGCCCCCGGGCGAUGCAACCACCGGCACUCCGUACGCAUCUGCAACAGUACCACGCCCGCCACAGCAUCUUCUGCGGCAUUUGUUUGGCCACAUCGGUCAACAAGCUCAUAAUGUUGUAUCACAUGCGCACGGUGCACUGCAAGGCCUACUCCCGGUCUAACCGGUCGAUACAGUUCGUGCCGCUGCCUGUGAAGCCCGACGCUGCCAAGAAAAGUGUAGAAACGCAAUGUUUUGUUGCCGUCUUGGAACAGCCCUUUGGCAACCUUCAGAUGCAGAAUUUUCAGCGCAAGCUGUUCGAGGAAAUGGAACUCCGGCGCUCGGGCACAAAGACGGACUUCCGCAGCUCCGAGGUACAUCUCCUGCCAACACAGCCAAUGUUCCAGCAACCGCUGCGCUGUGCGGAAUGCCCCUUCUCCAGCUCGGUAAGGACUAACAUGCAGGUGCACCUCUACGAGCACAAAGAGGAGAACAUUCGGGAGGCCUACAAAAGGGAGGAAACCCUCUUGGCACCAACUGUUCCGGCGGGGGCAGUGGUGGCACCGCAGAGGCCAGUCAUCGAUUUGCAAGAACCAUCUACUUCUGGGCAAAGUUGUGAAACACCACAACCGCCGCAGCCCGAACCAGUUGUUCCUGGAAUCCACAAGCCCAUCCAGCCGCCGUUUUGCUUUGUGCCCCCGGAUCUACGCUACCGCUGCGGCUUCUUCCUAUGUGGCACGCUGUGUUCCUCGGAAUCGGCGUUGCGCAAACACAUGAUGGGUAACCACAAAUACUCAGAGGUGGUGAGCUGCCCGCACUGCAAUAAAUCCCAAGGUCACGUUAGCGUAGAAAAGUACGCGGAUCAUCUUUCCAUGCAUAAGCGGUACAUCUUUCAAUGCGGUGAUUGCUCACGCCAUAAUAGCAGACGUGCCAUCGAACGGCACAUCCAGGAGCGUCAUCACAAAAAUGUGGACUUGGUCGUACAUCGCCACAGUGACACCAACGGGACGACCGACGCCCGCUGGCUGAAGGCGCCUAAACUGGCGCGCGAAGCCUUAAUGGAGUACACGUGUAACCUGUGCCCCCAGUACUUUCCUACGACCGUGCAAGUCAUGGCCCAUGCAGCGUCCGUUCACGAGCGGAACUACCAGUACCACUGCCCGUACUGUGCCUUUGGUGGAAACUUAGCCACCGUGCUCAUUGAACACAUUCUUCGCGAGCACCCGGAAAGGGACGUGCAGCCUUUGCAAGUUUACCAGCGCAUCGUGUGUAAGAGCAAGCAGACACUGGGCUUCUACUGUACCACAUGUCACAAGGCGGCCACUAGCUACCAACAGAUGGCUGCACACUGCGAAAAGAAGCACAUGUCGCGCUGCCAGGUGCAAUGUCCCCACUGCGUCUUCGGGCAUUCGCUGGAGCGCCAGGUAGCCUUACACAUACACGAGACGCAUCCUGAUGAAACCGGACUGGCGGUGGUUCAGUUCGAACGUGUGCUCAACGAAAUCCCAGACAGCAUAAGUUGGGAGAUGGGUCGCCCCAUCAAAAUAGAGCCUGAGAAGGAGAAGGAACAGGACAAUGAGCAGGGCGUGUUCCUAUCACUAAACCAGAGACGGGAAUCAGGAGGAAGGCAAUUGCAGGAGGCACAGAUUGUAACGGAAGUGGUAGACCUGCUGGAUUCAGACGACGAGACGGACGAGCCCAGCGAAAAUGAUGAACUGAAAAUCAUGGAGUUCGCCUGCACGCACUGCGGCGGAACAAACACGAACUUGUCGGACCUACGCACCCAGCACUGGGCUCGCGAUCAUCCGGAGCAGCCCUUCUAUUUCCGCGUGCAGCCUCUGCUGCUCUGCUGCGAGUGCAAGAGCUUUAAGGGCAACGCAAAGGCACUGCGCGAGCACCUGCUUAGGGGGCACGCCAUCCGGAACAUAGUGGCUGCGGACAUUCGUCAACCGUCGGAGUGCGCGUACUGCGACUACCGCUAUACCAACUGGCAGGACCUUGCGCAGCACAUCAGUCGGUUGGGUCAUCUGCCCAAUGAUCUGAAGCACGUAACAAAUGCUGAACUGGAUGCCCUAAUGCUGCUCAGUGCCAGUGGAAGUGGUGGGAUCGUAAACGAAUACUACCAGUGCGGAUUGUGCAGUGUGGUGAUGCCGACGAAGGCGACUAUUGGCCAGCACGGUCAAGUGGAGCACAGCAAGCCAGGCGAGCGUUUUUGCUUCCGGCAGCUGGUGUCGGCGGUGAUCUAUCACUGUUCCUACUGCAUCUUCACUUCGACCGAUGAACUGACCACGCUGCGCCAUAUGUUGGACCACUACAGCCGCUUCCUGGUUUGUCAUUUCUGCACGCGCUCCCAGCCUGGUGGCUUCGAUGAGUACAUCCAGCACUGCUACACUUACCACCGGAACGAUAUGAAAAGCUUCCGGAAAGUGCAUACGUUUAUCGAUCUGAAGAAGUUCCUUAUGCAGGUGCAUUACCAAUUCCAGAACGGGUUGAUUAUCACAAAAAGCAGCCUCCGCUAUACACGUUAUAAUACAGAAAGUAUAAUGCGUAAGCUAGACAAUGAGCUAAUGACUAAGGCCCAGAGGCCACCAAUUCCGCGUCUACAUAUCAGACUCAAAUCGACUGGGGUCCAAUUGCAGAGCCGGGAGCAGGAGGCUCAAGUGCAGGAACCUGUCUCGUUGGUGCGGAUCGCAAAGCGGCGGAAAACGCUUAAUCCUGGCGAACUACUCCGCUUAUCCCGUCAGGAGAAUGAGGUACAGCCACAGGCGCCGCCCACAGCUGUCGAAACUGCCGCUCCUUCCACUUCGUCGGUGGCGGCUACUUUUGCUACGGCAGGGUCUCUCAUCAACAUUCUGAAGCGCCGGAACAGUCUCGUUGUUCGCCCUGCUACCAAAAACUUGGAUCAACACUAACACCACAC
Messenger RNA from Drosophila teissieri, 10268 nucleotides. RefSeq lists its product as uncharacterized. NCBI's taxonomy places the organism in Eukaryota, Metazoa, Arthropoda, Insecta, Diptera, Drosophilidae. The coding region runs from base 235 to 10260 and encodes 3341 amino acids. Gene Ontology annotation, molecular function: RNA polymerase II transcription regulatory region sequence-specific DNA binding; DNA-binding transcription factor activity, RNA polymerase II-specific. Gene Ontology annotation, biological process: regulation of transcription by RNA polymerase II. The transcript has 7 exons. The record is from RefSeq and is a predicted model, not a curated record. Gene Ontology annotation, cellular component: nucleus.